Messenger RNA from Apaloderma vittatum (bar-tailed trogon), 735 nucleotides. RefSeq names its product fibroblast growth factor 16 (gene FGF16). The record is from RefSeq and is a predicted model, not a curated record. The transcript is spliced from 2 exons. The coding region runs from base 1 to 417 and encodes 138 amino acids. Gene Ontology annotation, biological process: fibroblast growth factor receptor signaling pathway; positive regulation of cell population proliferation; positive regulation of endothelial cell chemotaxis to fibroblast growth factor. Gene Ontology annotation, cellular component: cytoplasm. Gene Ontology annotation, molecular function: growth factor activity; fibroblast growth factor receptor binding. Lineage: Eukaryota; Metazoa; Chordata; Aves; Trogoniformes; Trogonidae.
AUGUUUUUCACUGGAGCCUGGUGUUGGUUUUAUUCUCUGUAUGGCUUGAACUUCUUUUCUGUUUUAGGGAUUCUGGAGUUUAUUAGCCUGGCAGUGGGGCUGGUGAGCAUCCGUGGGGUGGACUCGGGACUCUACCUCGGCAUGAAUGAGAGAGGCGAGCUGUAUGGGUCGAAGAAGCUCACACGGGAGUGUGUUUUCCGGGAGCAGUUUGAAGAGAACUGGUACAACACGUACGCCUCGACCCUCUACAAGCACCCCGACUCGGAGAGGCAUUACUACGUGGCUCUGAACAAGGACGGCUCCCCCCGCGAGGGGUACAGGACUAAGAGACAUCAGAAAUUCACUCAUUUUUUACCCAGGCCCGUGGACCCCGCCAAAAUACCCGCCGUGUACAGAGACCUCUUCCACUACAGGUGAUGUUCCCCGCGGCCGCCCCGUAUACGUGGGCUCCCAGGCUUUUUCCCAGAGCGCUGUAUCAAUAAUCAUUCCGUCACUCCUGUAAGCGUAGACGACGUAGGAGAGCACUUACCUUGAACCCAGACACUGCUGUUCCUCCUCGUUUCGAGCGUGUAUCGAACCUGCGUUAUUUAUGGGCUGGGGGCAGGGGAAGGGAGGGAUCCCUACAUAUAAUCUUGCGUUUGCAUUCACUUUCUUUGUUGCUACAAGAGAGGCCGAACGUUCGAUGUUAAAGGAACGAGUGGGCGAGCAAACCUGAUCACCAGGGGGGCAAAGAAA